ACCGCAGCUGAUAUCAUAUCAAUUAGAAACUUCUAAACAUUGAUCUCUCUGCCGACAAAUAAAAAUAUUUCGGUUGCUUUUUACCGGGAUAUGUCAGACUCCUACAAAAUGUUUGUAGCUGAAUUCUUAAAAGGUUUGCCUUCACACAAUGAAAAUAAUUUUGCUAACUUCCAUACGGAUAGUGGUAACAGGACUUGUGUUAAAAAGCCUUCAGUUUAUCUUCCCACAAAAGAUUAUCCUUCUGAGCAAAUUAUAGUCACAGAGAAAACAACCAUAUUGUUAAGGUACCUGCAUCAGCAAUGGAAUCAUGAUUUCCAGCAUGCUGAUAGAAAACGAGAUUUUUUAUCUGCUAAUGGUGAUUCUGAAGAUGAUGCUGCUACAGUACACAGCAAAAGGCCACGUCUUGAUUUGAACAACACCAUUUAAAAUACACUUCACAGUUAUAAUUUCCAUUAUCUACUAAACUACAUUUCCAUUAUCUACUAAACUAAUUUCCAUUGUCUACUAAAA
Messenger RNA from Habropoda laboriosa, 510 nucleotides. Its product is annotated as DET1- and DDB1-associated protein 1. Gene Ontology annotation, biological process: positive regulation of proteasomal ubiquitin-dependent protein catabolic process. Gene Ontology annotation, cellular component: Cul4-RING E3 ubiquitin ligase complex. The record is from RefSeq and is a predicted model, not a curated record. Lineage: Eukaryota; Metazoa; Arthropoda; Insecta; Hymenoptera; Apidae.